Dunckerocampus dactyliophorus (ringed pipefish) is the source of this 3134-nucleotide messenger RNA. RefSeq names its product retinoic acid-induced protein 2. The transcript has 2 exons. Gene Ontology annotation, cellular component: nucleus. The record is from RefSeq and is a predicted model, not a curated record. Gene Ontology annotation, biological process: animal organ development. The coding region runs from base 222 to 1688 and encodes 488 amino acids. Lineage: Eukaryota; Metazoa; Chordata; Actinopteri; Syngnathiformes; Syngnathidae.
UGGCGUCUCUUCUGCAGAGCUGCAAUGACGAGAUAAGCCUUAUCUUUUGGGGGGGGGGUUGUCCUUUUUUUGUUUUGUAAUUUCACGCUUUUGUCCACAAAUCUCAGAGACUCUUCGGCUAGGAGAGCUGCUGAGGGCUCCCGCUGCCUCCCAGGUUUUCCCAGAAAGAUAAUGGAUGAGCCUUGCCACUAGCACUUAAUGAAGACUCAGACGGUGGAAAAAUGGAAGGUUCUGCUGACGUUUCUCUAAACGAGGCCCACUCUGACGUGGGCGACCCUGAAGCGGGAGAAUCAGAACUCCCUGGGAAGGAGGAAAAUGCAGUAGCGGUUCUGUCCGUCUCCCAGGAGCCUUGUGCAGCGGGUCUAAGCAAAGGAGGCCUGCUGGAGGCGCCCGGACUCCCAGCAGCUCCUCCUCCCCCCACCGACCCCACAGGGGGCGUGGCUCUGAAAAUGGCCACCACUCUUCUCCACCCAGUGUGCCUGGGGGAGAACCCACUAAUGCUGCCCAUACACCUCCAGAUGGCCGCGGCUCCCGGGCCCCAGCUGGGCCAGAUGGGGGCAGCGCCGUACUUGCUGACAGGCGCCAACCCAGUUUCCCUGCCUCUGGUUCUGGAUCAGCAGGUCAUCCAGCAUGUGAGUCCUGCGGUGAUUCCCCAGAACAACAUCCUGUGUCAAAAUCCGUUGUCCUUCAGUUUGCCCGUUGCCCUCGACCAAAAGUCCACUGGGCCACAGCAGGAGCCCAACCUGCUCUCCCUCCUCCAGAAUCCGGCUUUUGCUGCCAUCCUGCAGGACCUUUUCCCUUCCCAAACCCCUCCAUCCACCUGCCACUCACCCAGCUCCCCCUUCUUCCCGCUUCCUCCCCUCACUGCACCGUACUCUUCCCCUCUGGCCCCUCUGGUCCCCCCUGCCACCCUUCUAGUUCCUUACCCUGUCAUCAUUCCACUGCCGGUCCCGCUGCCCGUCCCCCUGCCCAUCCCCGUUCCUCAGAGCUCAGUGGACUCCAAGACCAACCUGCCUAAAGCCAUUUGCACAGAAAGUAAAAGCACUCAGACGCCAAGAGACUUCAACCCCCCUCCCUCAAGCAGUCGCACACCACACAGCAUGUCCCCACAGGUCCUGGACCUGUCCAUGCGAGCCUGUCCUAUAGAACCCAAACAGGAAUACCUCAGUCCACAGCAGCAGGACAGCGUGCUGGACUUGUCCGUGCCUGCUGGCAGGAAACAGUGUGUCCGGUCACGUGCGCCCGUGAGUCUGGACUCUAAGUUGCUGGGGGGUCUAGCCUCACUGGAGUUCAGCCGGCAGCACAAGUGGAUGAUGGACAGCGGUGCCGGGGGGUCCACUUCUCUGGGCCCGGGGGCGGGCAACCUGGAGAUCGUCAGUGCCUCGCAGACCGCCAAGGUCAUCGUCUCGGUGAAGGACGCCAUCCCAGCCAUCCUCUGCGGCAAGAUCAAAAGCCUCUCCAGCUCGUCCACCAAGAACUUCUCCAUCAAGCGAGACCAGAAGGGGGCACCGCUGCAGCAGCUCUACGGCGUGCCGCCGGCACCCGAGGGGGAGGCGCCCGACACUGGCGAGCACCUGAAGAAGACGUCGAAGAACCGAGCCAUCAAGCUGAAGAAGGUGAGCUCACAGGAGAUCCACUUCCUGCCUAUCAAGAAGCAGAGACUGGCUGCGCUCUUCCCCAGGAAGUGAAUGCCCGCACCGCGCUCUUCGUGGCACAUAGCAGUCAUCAUCGAGCGUUCCUUUGGUUUAUGGUUAGAACCGUUAGCAUGUGAGCUCGCUUUAACGCAAAAUGUUUUUAUUACCUGGAAGACUUUUGUACUCAAACUCAAAAAAAGUCAAGGUGGAACAUCACAUUUUUUUCUUCCAUCGAGUGUGUGUGUGUUAGUUUACCUUCUCCUGUGCACUUUGUGGUAGUUUAGCAUAAGAAAAAUCAAGAAACAAGGUGACAGGGUUGUUUGCUGCCUGUUGAGAUGAUGAUGAUGAUUUGAAGGAAUGCAACAAAUUUACAUUGUGUGGAUGAAGACGUAUUUAUUAUUGUUAUGAAUCUGAUAUGUUUGCUACGGUUUCAUUGUAACGCCACUAAUUUAUUGUGUUGUCAAAAUGCUUAUUUAUACACUAAAUGUAUCUUUUCAUAAACUUCUUUGCUGACUUCACGCUUACUUUUUUUAUUGCUUCAAAAGUCCAUUUCAUGCCUUUCACUUUCUCAUGCACUCCUAAUCAUCAUUAUUCCAAAUGAAGAACAACACAUUCCCACAGGCUCCAAGUUUAAAGUGAAACAGAAACGACAAAAUGCAAAUGAUGUUGAAGCAUAAUUUACAGAUCUUUUUCAAAAAGUAGACGAGAGCGUUGUUUAUCAAAGUUGAUGUAAAGGACGCACUUUUGAUUGUCAUAAUGUUUUUCCAGCGGGAGCCACAUAGUGAAAAAUGAAGAGUGCAACUUUGCCACCUGGAUAUUUUGUAAAGCAAAACAUGUAGAUAUGCUAGAAGUUACCGUAAAUUCCAGUGUAUAAGCCGCACCCACUAAAUUUAGAGGAAAAAACAGAUUUGUACAAAUACAGUAUAAGCCGCACCGGACUAUAAACUGCACAUGUCCAUGUCAUAAAAUGGCAUAUUGUCCGAGUCCAUGACGCCCAGGCAGUUCUUUCUUUGACAGGAGCAAAUUAUGAGAUCUGACUAAACUCACGACUAACUUGUCAAUCCAUUGGAAAUUGCAGUAGGUUAUAACUCAAUAGAACACUUUGACUCACGGUUUCAUCUUACAAUAACAUUAAACUCAUCACACACAACUUAACACUAAAAACUGUACUUAAGAAAUAUACAAACAAGUACCAAUGGGAGUUUAAAAUGGAAAAAAAAACAGUUUUCCCAUAUUGCGUUGCGUCUGAGCAAAGCAUUUCAUUGGAGGACAAGCGGCAUAGAAAAUGAGUAGAUGGAUGGCACUGUAAUGCUGCCCCUGUCGACCAGAGGGAGGCUGAGAUCAUUGCAGCACCCCGGCAAGCACCACUGAGUGCUUUGCUCAGACGCAAUGUAUUAUGGGAAAACUUUAAAAUUACUUUUUCAUUAUAAGGUGGUAUUGGUUUGUAAAUUUCUGAGGUACAACUUUAGAUUAUACAUUUGCAUCACAAAAAUGCCUUCU